Messenger RNA from Colletotrichum chrysophilum, 1746 nucleotides. RefSeq lists its product as uncharacterized. The coding region runs from base 1 to 1746 and encodes 581 amino acids. The record is from RefSeq and is a predicted model, not a curated record. Lineage: Eukaryota; Fungi; Ascomycota; Sordariomycetes; Glomerellales; Glomerellaceae. The transcript has a single exon.
AUGCGCACCUUCGCUACACUGGCCGCCUUCGCGGCAACUGGUGCUGCUCAGCUCCUCACUCUUUCAGAGCUUGCAAGCAUCCCCGCUCCCGCCUUGGAAUCCGUCCCCAUCGGAGUCGGCAACCAGACCGUCGCAGCAUCCAAGCGUGAUCUUGGCAAGAAGUUGAUCGCCCGCGACUGCGGCGCUCUCCCUGUGGGCAGCGGCCCGGUCCCGUCUCCUGACACGGACCAGGCCUUCCUUGCUGACACCGACUUCUCCAACGCCGCCAACUCGGCCAUCACUCCUUCUGGCUGGUACCGGACUUUCCAGAAUCUCCAGUCUGCCACCUCAGCCUCGGCAUACCAAGGCUACAGCACUUAUGCGACCUACGAUCCUUCUCUCUGCGCAGCAGACUGUGCCAAGACUGAUGGAUGUGCCGCUUUUAACAUCUUCUUCGAGCGCGACCCGACCGUCGAUCCCGCCGCUAGCUGCCCCAACCCCAAUAGUACAACAGUCAUCAAGUGCAGUUUCUGGGGUGUCGGCAUUGGACCAUCUACUGCCACAAAUAGCGGUGGAUGGAGAAACGACUUCCACAUCGUGAUUGCCGGCUCCAAUGGAUACCAGCUCACCGCCCCUGACUACCCCGUCUCAGGCUACAACGCAACUUUUACCGACAAGGCUACUAUCAACGCUCCUUCAGACUGCAACAGCUACAUCACAUUCAAGUCUCACACCAACAACGCAUACGAUCCUUCCCUCUGCGCAACUGACUGCGCUGCUCAAGCACAAGAGACCAACCCGUUCAAUGGUUUGAGGUGCCAUUUCUUCACUAGCUACCUCCUCGUCAAGAACGGCGUCACACAGGCUCAGAUCUGCGCUCUCUACUCCCGCACCUGGGACAAGAGCUACGCCGUUAACACUGGAUACACCUCUGGCAGCGAUGUUUACACCAUUCAAUACGCUUACUCUUACUCUCUCACCACCGAUCCUGGUACUUUCGUUUGCCCUCAGGGCAACUCUGGCUCUUUGACAUCUGUUGCUGGCGUCACGAGCAGCCUGACAACUCUUGCUGCCAUCACUAGCAGCACAUCUAUCCCAGCUAUCGCCCUCACAACCUCCACCACCAGCAAGCCUUCCACGUUGUCGACAUCCGUCAAGCCCACCACCUCCGCAGUGACUGGUGGCUCUUCCAGUACCGGCCCCAUCUCCAGCUGCCCGAACCCAUCCAGCUAUGUAGUCGGCAACAACGGCGGCCUGUACGCAGUCUGCCCCGAUACCGACUUCAUGAUACCCAGUCCUCAGAUCUACUACGGCUACACCUCCAACAAGGACUGCGCAACCCAAUGCGAAAAGACUUCUGGCUGCACCAAGGCCGUCUACAGGCCCUCCACCCAAAUUUGCUACCUCAAGGGCAGCCCCAGCGUCGCCGCUUCCAACUGGAACGUCAACUCCGGCUUCCAGACACUUGUCAAGGUCGCCGAUAACACUCCCCUCACCCAGUGUUUGGCGCCGACAUACACCGUCACCGUUCUCAAGACUGUGUACACGGUCUGCCCCAGCAGUGACUUCACCAACAACCCUGCCACGGAUAUUUGGUACGGCGUUCUCUCCGACACUGCCUGCAUCUUGCUCUGCAAAUUAAAGUCUGGAUGCAACAAGAUUGUGUACAACCCUUCCACAUGGACGUGCUACAACAAGGGCAACCCGUCUCUGUCCAGCGCUGGGUGGCAUGUCGACAGCAAGUUCCGCACCAUCUAUGUCAACUAG